AUGCCGAACGAAAAUGGGCAGCGACUUCAGGAUUUCUUGCCUCAAACGAUCAUCCGGAUUGUUUCAUUCUGGAUUUUGGCAGUCUUGGCCAUGUAUAUGUGCGUGGCCGACCAUCCAGAGUCUACAUACAUUCGGCAAUCCGUGAGGUGCUUGUUGUACUUUUGGCUUGGCACUGGAGUACGUUGCAUUGAUACUUUCAUGUCAGCAUGUCUUGGGGGGGACCGCGACAAUGAUGGUGUCAGAGAUCGAGUGUUUCGUAUCAACACAAUUGCGAUGAUGUCGGUGGCCUUCGGGCUUGCCACGUCUUUUUUGGGUGACAUUUGGUGUAUUCAGCUAGUGAUCGCACGCCUCCAUGCUUUUCAAGAAGCCUUUGGAGAGAGCUUGCCUUGCAUCAGAGUCAUCAACUGCCUUGUGGUGCUAAUGAAAGUCUGCAUGCCCUUUGUGGCUUUUGCAGCACGCCUGCCAGAUCCAACCACUCUGGUGGUCUCCACUUUCACCACCUUGUGCCUUCUUGUGCUGGUAGCGCUCGUCUGUCGGGCCUACUUGCUUCCUUUGAAGGCAUUGAGAGAUUCAAGGAAGGUAGACAGCAAGGACGAAGCUAUGGGGAAACAGCUCUUGAAAGAGACCCAGUUUGCCAUGAGAGUGAUCUUCGUCGCCCAACUUGGUUUCGUUGUGGCGGGUUUUUCCAUGGCAACCUUCUUGCUAUUCUUCGGGCUAGAGAGGGUGACUAGAACCAAUGCCGUGACCAGCAUCUACCAGUAUUCUGGCCUAGCAGAUUCGUUGGGCAACGCGUUCUGCAUAGUGCUUCUCUCGGCGUCUUCUUUGUCUUUGCCCAAAUUCUCCCCAAAGAAGGCAGCGGUUGCCAUCGAAGAAGAGAAUCUUGUGAACACGAACUGUACAUGCGGGCAACAGCUGGCAAGAACCUCAUGCCAGGCAUCCCAGCCAUGGAAGUCUGCCGCUGCAAAUGCGACGUGUGAUGCUUGUGCUUGGGAGAUCAAGGUUGCGGAGCUUGCGAACCGCCGAGUUUCUGUCAGCAACUUGCUGAGUUUCUACAGCCAGCUGGGCUCAACUCGACUGAUGUCGCACUUUGAUCCGGAGAAGUCAACCACCAAUGAUGUCGUGCGUCAUGCAGUGAUCCCUGAAUCCCGUCAUGGGACCAUGGGAGAGGCCCUGGCAGAAUCCUGGCACGGCGUCGAAGACAAAAGCAGAAAGUACUUCCCGAUGCAAAAUGUCUUGACCAAGGACUAUGCUCCCAGGAUGGUCACACAUCAUUGGGCCAAUCGAUUCCGCGACCUUGUUGCGGCAGUUGUGGCAGAUGCUUUGCACUUGUCCCGAUGGGACAGUGUGGCACAGCAUCUGAGCUUCGGUGACGUAGAAAUGUUGAGGGAAAGACUUGCUGAAAGUGGCAGUUUGGACAGCCAGUAUUGGAUCUGUGCUCUGUGCAUCAACCAACAUGCGAGUAUUUGUGGCAACUCGAUGGGUGUUCGUGACACGGUCACUGGAGAUGUACUGCCCUUCUGCGACUGCAGUACGCCGAAGUAUUUCAAUGACCACCCAGUGGAGUGCGAACUUAACAAAUUUGAUUCCAUGAUGCAGCACCUGCAUCGACGCUAUGCUCAAGGUUUCCUGCAAGUUGUGGCCAUAGACACGGACUUCAAUUUGUUUUCGAGGGCUUGGUGCGUGGCCGAAUUGGUAGAGGCCCACAAUAGCCAGAUGGAUCAGCACGUGAUGCUCCACUCCCCAACAGUGUUGGAAGAACAUUCGGGGCAGCUCAGCUCGUUGAAGGUGGAAAACUGCGAGUCCUCACGGCCCGAGGACAAGGAGGCCAUUCUUUUGAAGAUCGGUGCGGAGGCGGACAUUGAAAGAUUCAACGGCCGCUUGCAGCAGCUGCUGCUGGGAUCCAAGGGGCUCUUGGCAGGGUGGCUCGAUGGGCAAAAGCUGCUGCAGGAAGUGGGUGCCAUCGCGGCAAGGGCUCGAACUCGCUGCCUCGCCGAUGCCCACAACGCCAGAGGAAUGGAACUGAAUCAGUGCCAACAUGAUAGAAACGGUGACAACUCAGAUGAUUUUGCAGUCUGA
Molecule: messenger RNA, 2076 nt
Organism: Symbiodinium natans
Lineage: Eukaryota; Dinophyceae; Suessiales; Symbiodiniaceae
Source: the annotation of a GenBank genome assembly